Polypterus senegalus (gray bichir) is the source of this 966-nucleotide messenger RNA. Its product is annotated as olfactory receptor class A-like protein 1. Gene Ontology annotation, molecular function: pheromone receptor activity. Bases 1 to 966 code for a protein of 321 amino acids. NCBI's taxonomy places the organism in Eukaryota, Metazoa, Chordata, Cladistia, Polypteriformes, Polypteridae. The record is from RefSeq and is a predicted model, not a curated record. Gene Ontology annotation, cellular component: membrane. The transcript has a single exon. Gene Ontology annotation, biological process: G protein-coupled receptor signaling pathway.
AUGGACACAACUGACACCAGACAAGUCUUCAAAGCAGCAGCCUUCCUAAUCCUUACAACUAUUAGCAUUCCAGCCAACAUCUUUGUGUGCUAUGCUUUCCUUCGGACCUUUGUCAAAGAAGGGAAACUUAUGACAGCUGAUAUCAUUUUAUGCCACUUAGCUUUUGCCAAUCUGAUGGUGGCACUGAUGCGCAGCAUCCCGCAGACGAUGGCAGCAUUUGGCUAUAAGAACAUGUUUGAUGAUGUUGGAUGUAAGCUGACUAUCUUCUCCUUCCGUAUCUUCCGAGGCCUCUCUAUAAGUCUCACCUGUCUGUUGAGCACCUACCAGGCAGUGCUGGUCUGUCCAGCCACAUCUAGACUUGCCCCUUUGAAGCCCAAAAUCCCACAGUACCUUAUACAUAUCAUUGUUGUCCUUUAUGUUAUAUAUUGUAUUUCCAAUUCCAAUGCUCCUCUGAGUGCUGUAGCCUCCUUCCCCAAUAACACUGUUCCGCCUUACACUUUCAACCUGCAAUUCUGUUUCAUUAAGUAUCCCGACUACAUAGGAUUCAUGUCUGGAGGUCUAGUAAAUUUUUUCAGUGACCUUCUAUUUAUAGUGCUAAUGGCAAUCAUGAGUGGCUACAUCCUUGUUCUACUCUACAAGCAUAGCAAGAGAGUGAAGAGUCUGAGGAGUUCAGAGAGCAGCCAGACUGGAGCGAGAGCAGAGGUUAAGGCGUCACGAGCUGUAGUCACCUUGGUCACACUAUACUGUCUGUUCUUUGGAGUCGAUAACAUCAUCUAUCUAUACUCUCUGACAGUUCUCAGAGUAUCACUUCUUUUAUCAGAUAUUCGAGUCUUCUUUGCUACUCUGUACACUACAGUAUGCCCAGUCGUAGUCAUUAUCACCAACCCAAAGGUCAAAGUUAGGAUGAAGGUUGGCAAACAGGAUAGAUUAGGCCAAAUGACAAACAUUACCACAGCUGAUGUCUAA